Nothobranchius furzeri (turquoise killifish) is the source of this 3921-nucleotide messenger RNA. The record is from RefSeq and is a predicted model, not a curated record. Lineage: Eukaryota; Metazoa; Chordata; Actinopteri; Cyprinodontiformes; Nothobranchiidae.
GCCUCCCUGAAUGAGAAUCAGGGGUAACCAGGCAACUUCGGCGCAGGAGAGGAGAAGAUUCAGCUCCGACGGAUUCCUCUCUUUUACAGCAGCGUGAACAUCUCUGGAGCAAAGACAACGUGACUUCACCUUGUGGCAAAUGGAAUUAAGGAAUGGAUUUUCUUAGACGCGCUUCCUCUCCCCCUCUCUCCCUCUCCCACUCCCUCUGCCUCCUUCAUUUGGAGAAACCAGAGCGCGCAGAUGAAGCGGGUCACAGAUGUGGAUUAAAACGCAGAAAUGGGACAGCGCGGAGGAGCCUCCGAUGAGAGAAGCAGAUGAACUGUCUCCCUACACUGUGAUCCUCUACAGACGACCUGAUUAGAAUAAGAGCUCGGCGCCACUGACUGGGAUGGGCCGUCAAACUGCAUCUGAAGUCCUCUGCCAAAGAAUAACAACCCCUCCUGACUUACUCUGAACAACUUUAUUUGAUUCAAUCAUUGUUGCAAGUCUCCCCCAGGCGGAAUUACUCCUGAGCAACAGGUGAACCUUAAGAAAAGAGCAGCAGUGGACCAUGUGAUGCUUGACCUUCACAGAGAGAACUCAGGUACACUCCAGAGGAUGUCAGAUCUGAUGUGAAGCUGCUCUCUAGUGGAUCGCUCACCUCAUAAUUCAAUCACCUUCUCGUGUUCUGUGUUGCAUUACUCAAACAUGAUGGGCCAACUGUGACAGAACGUACUUAUCAAUGCUGGAUCUUUAUUUAUUGAGGAGUGCCAGACAUCUCACUAUUGAUUUGAAGGAGAUUUUCUUCAUCAAAGAGCAACUGUAAGAAACCCUGCUGAGAGUGGAGAACUGGACACUGAGAGCUGCAAGGAUUAGCGGGUGUGCUGCUAACCAAUGGUGGAUCUACUGUGAGCAGGACAAGGGACUCAGAGGUGGAGGAUGUCAGCAGAGGCCGAGGUCCAGGCAGGUGUCAAAACCAGCCAACGAAGGGAGUCCAGGAGGAUCAAAGGUCAGGACCGCAGUGAGGCGGGGCUUAUUAAGCGUUUCCGCGGAGAUGGCAUGCGCUACAAGGCCAAGCUGAUUGGGAUUGAUGAGGUGACAGCAGCGCGUGGGGACAAGCUGUGCCAGGACUCCAUGAUGAAGCUGAAGGGGAUGGCUUCGUCAGCGCGUUCCAAAGGGGAGCACAAGCAGAGAGUCUUUCUGACGGUGUCUUUUGGCGGGAUCAAGAUGUACUGUGAGAGAUCAGGGGUGCUUCUGCAUCACCACUCCGUCCACGAGAUCAGCUACAUAGCCAAGGACACAAGAGACCACCGCGCCUUCGGAUACGUCUGUGGAAAGGAGGGUCACCACAAGUUUGUGGCCAUCAAAACGGCACAAUCUGCAGAGCCUCUAAUCCUGGAUUUACGCGACCUCUUCACGCUUAUCUACGACAUAAAACAGCGAGAGGAGCUGGAGAAGAAGGCCCAGAAGGACAAACACUGUGAGCAGGCAGUCUACCAGACCAUUCUGGAGGACGAAGUGGACGAUCCCGUUUACCAGUAUAUAGUGUUUGAGGCCGGACACGAACCCCUCCGUGGCCCCCAGUCAGAGGAGAGCGUUUACCAGGUCCCCACCAGUCAGCAGAAGGAAGGGAUCUAUGAUGUCCCAAAACGCCAUUGCAUGACUAAUAUCAACCAUUUUGACCUGUUUGGAGACAUGUCCACCCCGCCUUCGAUGCCCCCAUCACCAGCCAACACGCUGGACCCAAGCAGGAGCAGCCGGCAGCAGCAACACACUCCUGCUGAGCUGUACGCGCCCUUCAGCCCCACCUCCGUGCCGUCAGGUUACAUGACAAUGGGUCCGGUUCAGGCAGCUCAGUGGGCCCAGCAAUCGUUUCCUGCCCAGGCUCAGACGCUAGCCUUCCCCGUGCAGGGGCCCCUCCAGGUGGCUCAGGUCCUUCCUGGAGGUCAGCCGCUCAUUUGGAGCCAGGCCAACAUCUUCCCAGCCACUCAGCAGCAGUGGGCGGCCAUGGCAGCAUACAUGCCAGCCCAGACGGUGGGCGUGGGGGGCCACGCCAUCCCAGCUGCCAUGCUCCAAGGCUUGGUACCCAUCACCACAGUGUGUCCCCAAGCCUGUGACCUCUCAGCCCCCUCCUCAGCCAUCACUAGCCCCCAGCAUACAGCUGACCCCAUCCUGCUCCAGAGGCAGCUCAGUCCUGGGAGAGAGGGACUCGGUGUGGACUCGGAUGCUGGCGAGGUCCCGUCUACGUCAGGCGUAGGUGUGGCUGUGUCAGCAGGGCUGAGCAGGUGUGGAACCCCGGGUCUCAUGGGUGUACCUGACACCCUGAUCUGCAGCCAGCUGCUGCCUCCUCAGGCUGCAGCUCAUCAGGAAGAAGAAGGGAGUUGUAGUGACCUUGAUCUCUCCAGGAUGACUCUAAGCCCAGGAGCGUCUACUUCGCCGUCUACCGAGUCCCCAUCCACUCCAGCCCCUCAGCAAAGCUCCUCCUCAGACUGCCCCCCCUCCCAGGCCAGUGACCCCCCAACAGAUCACUCCCUCCCAUUGGAGCAGGAGACCCAGCAGGACCAGUCGGGUUGUGUUGCUGCGGGGGUCGGCGUCUCCGAAUGAAGCUGCUGAGCCCGUGGAUCGGACCUGUCCAGAGGAAGACCGCUAGAGACAUGCCUUCAUGGAGACGAGGACGGAACGCCAUGAAGGCUGUGACUGGAGCUGAUGUGAGGAGAGCUAACAGCUGCUGAAUAACACAGACUUGCUCUUUUAUCCAACCUUUAAAGGAUAUUUAUGGCAGUUCUGGAUUUCCUAGCAACUGAUUUUUACCCAGAGGCCGCUCACUGUACUGUCCUGUCCUCAGCAUCUCCAAUCAAUGACUCUUCAACCAGGAAGUGACCUUUUACCUCUGGCUGACCGGAGGUGUUUCGAUCCUUAACCAAGGACACAUCUGAGAGUGUGUUUGGAAAAACACGAACAAUGCAAAUUAUUUUUUGGAAACUCUGGAGCGUUGAAGCGUCCCAGCGCGUACGGAGGAGGAUGCUGUGUCAUCACUUUGCAUGAGCAGACCACGACCGGACUCGGCGGGCUGAACACGGCAUCCUCCAGAGACCAGAUCUAUUCUUCUUCUCCUUUUAUAAGCUGUGAAUUUCCCGUUGAUGAUCCUGAGUCGUCACAGAUAUCAGAAUGAUUCUGAGGCAUCGAUGUUGAAAUCAAAAAUUUGCCAAACCUGUAUUUUGUAAAUAAGAACCCCCCCACCCCCCGCCCCACUGCCUGACCUGAGCCUCUGUGCCAUAAGAUCUGCUAAAUAACACGACGCAGCACUCUACCAGCACCUCCACUUUUAUUUUGAUCCGGGCGUUUGUUUUUCAAAUUAAUUCAUUUUUACUCACAACAUUCUCGACUGGGUCGGUGAGGAGUGACCUGUGAAGAUGUGUUACAUGUUCAUCCAGAAAAAAGCCCGCUCUCUGUCUUCUUCUGUUUAAACUCGACAAACAAGCGAUAGCUUCGAACUGAGGGCUACCAGUCGAGGACACGUUGUUUACAUUUUGCCUCCGAGGGUCAUGCUUGUUUUCGGUUUCUCAAAUGAAGGUGAGUGGAGUUCCCGUCAUCGAUGAGUCAACAAUCAGAGGAGAUUUGUGAGCAUAUUGGGUUUGUUUUUGUUGUCUAGUCACUGUUCUUGUUGGGUCGUUGUAAACAGUAACGGGUCAUUGUAACUGAGCACUUAUCACUGAAACGGUCAAAAGGACCACUGAUCUGCCCCGCAGCGGCGGGCGACCCGGCUCCUGUCGGACUAAAUGUGACGAAUUGUCCAAGAUAUUUUGUAAAGUUUAUUUAUGGAAUCAAGAACUGUCAUUAAAACUAAAAAGGGAUUUUUCUACGUCUGUGACGCCCCCAGCAUACUGCACCCGUGCCACAGUUCAGUCACUAAUGAAUAAAUAAAACUCCAGUUGGUUCCCA